AGUACUCGUCCGACGAAAGUGUGAUCACGAACUGUACUUAGUGACUUCGUCCAAUUUGGCCAUCACCGCAGAUCCGGGUCUCAGCUGUCCUCUGGCUAAUCUCGGAGCAGGUUGAUUGCGAUAUUCAUAAUUGUAGGACAAGCCCAGAAGACGCGGCAGUCAUGUUCGGAGAGAGACACGUUCUUGCAGAUCUUUCAACUGGUCAAAGAGAGCCUGAUGAUUUUGACGUUGGAAGGCUGCGAACGGUGGACUAUCUUUUGGACACCAGAGUGUUGACUUACGAACCCAUAUUGAGCCUCUUGGCUGUCGGCACGACAAGUGGUCUGAUUUGUGUGGUGGGCGGUCCUGGUGUAGAGUGUUCAGUUCAGACGCCAGAAGGCACUCCUGUCAAGAUUUUACAGCUUGCCGCAUCCACGGACAAACUCCUCUCUGUCGAUGACCGGGAUCGACUUCACAUCUGGGACUUGAAAGAUUUGACUAAACCGCCGAAGUCGACGAGAUUUGACCAUGCUAUCAAUGCUGUUGUGUUGUCACCUUCGCAUACGCAUGUCUUCCUUGCCCUGCAAUCCGGAGAGAUCAGAACGUACGAUCUUCUGUGUCUGAAGAAGUCACCAUAUGUCAUCCCGAACUUGUGGGAUAUGUAUCAGACAAAGAUCGCGAGCAGUGUGGACCUUAGCAACAUACCCGUCGAUAUAGUUGUUCAUCCACGAGACCUCAACUUGAUGUUCAUAGCCUUCGGUGCUGUUUAUUCCCUGUUUCAGUCUUCACGCAACAUUCUACGGGCAUACGAACUUGUAAUCCCUGCUGGUGCACCAGGAGGGGGGGGAUAUCACCAAUCUGAAGUGCUCACACAUCGGCGACCCUCUGUUACUUCUGUGGCCAUUCACCCAGCUGGGCAUUUCUUUGCUGUGGGUUAUGCAGACGGCUGUGUUGCCUUUUGGGCGAUGGAAGAUGAAGAUCAGCCUCUGCUGGUGCGAACAGCCACAGACCUAGACGUGAAUGUCAUAAACGGAGAGGAGCUUGAAAAAUUCCUACAGAAUGGGGGUUCAUCCAAUCAAGAGAAGGGAAGUAAUUUCCCGGAACGUCAGCCAAUCUACAGGGUUGCUUGGUGUGGCUUCCCGAACUCUUCAGAUCCUCGAGGAGGAGCAACUGCUCUAGUCGUAUUAGGAGGCGACAGAAGUGACGACCCUUGUCGGUUAACCGUACACAUAAUGCCCGCUUUCGACUCUACAGAACCUCCUGCUACAUCUGGUUCCAAAUCUGGGCUCCACCCUUCUAUCCGAAAGGCAAUGCGACUUUCAGUAAUUCCGUUAGAAACGACUUAUUAUCUAGCAUCAGGGCCUGUUUAUGACUUCAUCCUUUUCCCAAAGUCUAAUCCGCAUUUUUCUGGUUGCUGGGAUUCUGUCGCCCUGCUUUUUCUCACUGUAACCUCUGGUUCACGGAUGGUUGAGGCUCGACAGUUCCCGCCUCCGAAAUCGAUGUCUCCGCUUUCGGGAACAAAUGCCCAAAGUAGCAGAAAAGAAGACGAUGUCGCACAUGACCUCCCCGCGACGCUCGAGGACAUGACACUUAGUGGCGAACCUCGACCAAUGCAUGUUCCUUCAAAUUUGUGCAGUGGGCUUGGCGGGGUAUUUUAUGUACAACUCUUGACUCUGCAGCGAGCUAUGCACGAUGUACUUGUGGGACAGCAACCCAUGCCCUGUGACACCGAUUUACCCAUCGCUGGAGGGUCUGCAUGGAUGGACGACAAAAGACUCAGUGAGCUGAGGCUCUCCAGGAGCCACCCGCGCCGAAUCCUUAUCAGCUGUCAUCACGACUCCACUGUUCGUUUUCAUGACAUCAGUCCUAACCUUCUCAUCAGUUCCAGUGCAUCUCCCCUUCAGAAGAAUUGGCCUUGCCCAAUCCAUGAUCUCACUAUAAAUCUUAGUUUUGUACCACUUUCCAGUCCCCCAGAAGUUGCCACUGUUCAGGUAGCCCCCGAAUCCUUAGAGUGUGUUGUGCUGCUGAAAUCAGGCGACCUCCUGGUAUAUCAAUUGAACACCGUGCAAGCGAAUCCUCCCACCGAAACAAACGACGACAAAGAGCUUGUCCUGCUGGGCAACGUCGAUUCAGGACCAGGAACAAAAUACCAUCCUUUCGUGAUGCUGCCCCAUAGUAAUGUUUCCCUGACAUGUUACGCAUUGUCGGACAUAGGGUUCAUCGGUGUUGGUUAUAUCGAUGGCUCUGUCGCAGUGAUUGAUCUGCGUGGACCAUCUCUCCUUAGACCGCAGAGUCAGAAAAGACAGUCUAACCUUCUGGUUCGCCAUCAGGAUGCGGGUCCCGUAGUCUCUCUGACAUGGACUGUAUCCGCUAUUAGCAUCGACGCACAACUCGCUGUGCGACUAAUAGCGAUCCAUGAGUCUGGCAACACACAAAUCUUCAAGAUCAUCCGGGAUCCAAAGUCCUCGCUAUAUAAUUUUGCACAAGAUGUCACCAAGGUCGAGGGCCUGCAGAAUACCCUGCAAGGUGGUUCAUUCGUGAUCGACUCGCAGAAAGGUGCUCCUUGGCGUGCCGAUCGAUCACGUUUUGCCGCGUCUCUUCAAACUCAAGAUAGCAAUCAUGAUCACUGCUUCUGGGUAACAGCAAGUACUAAGGGUGCUCGUUGCAUGCUUGAUAUCUCGGGGGAGAGGAUUGCCAAAGUAGAAUGGAAUUGCAAGAAAAACAAAGUUGGACAUGUCCAAGUGAUCGAGAGGAACAAUUCUCGUGUGCUCGUAGCAUUCAAUGACAAACCAGAAGCUAUGGUUUACUCCUUGCCUUAUCUAGAGCAUCUGCAUACUUUCUCUCUUGCAAAAGUAUGCGACAACGUGGUGUCUGUGGACGAAACGGGAGAUUUCAUUGGGACGAGGUGUCACGAGUCAGGCGUGCUUGAACAGAUCGUAUUUGGCACACUUUUCAAGACUCGUCGUGUUUAUGAUCAUCCAAUCGUUGAUCUAACAAGUUUCCACCGCGAGAUCCCCCCUCACCCGCAGCCAGUGUCCGCUGGUCCCCCUUCGCUCCUGGGCUCUUGGUUCCGGUAUGGAACGCCCAUUAUGACUGGAGAACAGCUCGACGAACUGCUUGCUGGCCCCGACAGACCUACACCACCACCGGUUCUUGUGCAAACGUCACAGAAUACAACCGCCGGCGAUGGAUCCGGUGUCGUAAGGAUAAUGGAAAACGCUCGCAAUGACGUGUUUAACCGUCUAAAUAAUGCUCUUGCUGAAAGGGGGGAGAUGUUGGGAAAUCUUGAGCAACAGAUUGAUUCCCUCCAACAAGGCAGCAAAGAUAUGGUGGCGCAGGCUAAGAGACUUGCGACUGAGCAGGGGGCCAGACGUUGGUUCGGCUUCUGAGUUGACCGAUAAGAGACAAGUCUCACCCAAACACACUCAAAAUCCCA
This is a messenger RNA of Suillus paluster, 3415 nucleotides long. Its product is annotated as lethal giant larvae like, C-terminal-domain-containing protein. Gene Ontology annotation, biological process: establishment of cell polarity; regulation of protein secretion; regulation of exocytosis. Gene Ontology annotation, cellular component: plasma membrane; cytoplasm. The record is from RefSeq and is a predicted model, not a curated record. NCBI's taxonomy places the organism in Eukaryota, Fungi, Basidiomycota, Agaricomycetes, Boletales, Suillaceae. The coding region runs from base 162 to 3368 and encodes 1068 amino acids. The transcript is spliced from 16 exons. Gene Ontology annotation, molecular function: GTPase activator activity; myosin II binding; syntaxin binding.